GGGCUGGGCCCGCCGGGGCGAUGAGCUAUGAGGGCCCUCCGGGCUGGGGCCGCGACGGCGGGCCGCGCAGCUCCGGCGGCGGCCGCGGUGGGAGCCGGGGCGCGGGCGGCGGCGGGGGCGGCCGGGGCGGGCGCGGCCGGCACCCCGGGCACCUGAAGGGCCGCGAGAUCGGCCUGUGGUACGCACGGAAGCAGGGCCAGAAGAACCGGGACGCCGAGAGGCAGGAGAGAGCUGUAGUACACAUGGAUGAACGUCGAGAAGAACAAAUUGUGCAGCUACUGCAUUCUGUCCAAGCUAAGAAUGAUAAGGAUUCGGAAGCACAGAUAUCCUGGUUUGCUCCUGAAGAUCAUGGAUAUGGUACUGAAGCUCCUGCUAAGAACAAACCAAACUCAGAGAAGAAACGGGAGGACCAGGAAAAGAAAUUGAUAAAUCAAGAAAAGCAGACGUUUAGAAUCAGGGACAGAUACAUUGACCGAGAUUCUGAAUAUCUCUUCCAAGAAAAUGAGCCAGAUGCAACCUUAGACCAACAAUUAUUGGAAGAUUUACAAAAGAAAAAAACUGACCGUCGCUAUAUUGAAAUGCAGCAUUUCAGGGAAAAGCUGCCUUCGUAUGGAAUGCAAAAGGAAUUGGUAAAUAUGAUCGAUAACCAUCAGGUAACAGUAAUAAGUGGUGAAACUGGUUGUGGAAAAACCACUCAAGUUACUCAGUUCAUUUUGGAUAACUGCAUUGAAAGAGGGAAAGGAUCUGCAUGCAGAAUAGUUUGUACACAGCCAAGAAGGAUUAGUGCCAUUUCAGUCGCAGAGCGAGUAGCUGCAGAAAGGGCAGAGUCUUGUGGCAACGGUAAUAGUACCGGAUACCAAAUUCGUCUCCAGAGUCGGUUGCCAAGGAAACAGGGUUCUAUCUUAUACUGUACAACAGGAAUCAUCCUUCAGUGGCUCCAGUCAGACCCGCAUCUGUCCAGUGUUAGUCAUAUUGUGCUUGAUGAAAUCCAUGAGAGAAAUCUACAGUCAGACGUUUUAAUGACUGUUGUUAAAGGUCUUCUCAAUUUUCGACCUGACCUCAAAGUAAUACUGAUGAGUGCAACAUUGAAUGCUGAGAAAUUUUCAGAAUAUUUUGGUAACUGUCCAAUGAUACACAUACCUGGUUUUACUUUUCCUGUUGUGGAGUAUCUUUUGGAAGAUAUAAUUGAAAAAAUAAGAUAUGUUCCAGAACAAAAAGAACACAGAUCACAGUUUAAGAGGGGUUUCAUGCAAGGGCAUGUAAAUAGACAAGAAAAAGAAGAAAAAGAAGCAAUCUAUAAAGAACGCUGGCCAGACUAUGUAAAGGAACUGCGAAAAAGGUAUUCUGCAAGUACUGUAGGUGUUAUGGAAAUGAUGGAUGAUGAUAAAGUUGAUCUGAAUUUGAUUGCUGCCCUUAUUCGUUACAUUGUUUUGAAAGAAGAGGAUGGUGCAAUACUGGUCUUUCUACCAGGCUGGGACAAUAUCAGUACUUUACAUGACCUCUUGAUGUCGCAAGUGAUGUUUAAAUCAGACAAGUUUCUUAUUAUACCUUUACAUUCACUGAUGCCUACAGUUAACCAGACACAGGUAUUUAAAAGAACCCCUCCUGGUGUUCGGAAAAUAGUAAUUGCUACCAACAUUGCAGAGACUAGCAUUACCAUAGAUGAUGUAGUUUUUGUGAUAGAUGGAGGAAAAAUAAAGGAGACACACUUUGACACACAGAACAACAUCAGCACGAUGUCCGCUGAGUGGGUUAGCAAGGCCAACGCCAAGCAGAGGAGAGGUCGGGCUGGAAGAGUUCAACCUGGUCACUGCUAUCAUCUGUACAAUGGUCUUAGAGCAAGCCUUCUGGAUGACUAUCAACUGCCGGAAAUUUUGAGAACCCCUUUGGAAGAGCUGUGUUUACAAAUAAAGAUCUUAAGACUAGGUGGAAUUGCCUGUUUUCUGAGUAGGUUAAUGGACCCGCCAUCUGAUGAAGCCGUGUCACUCUCCAUAAAACACCUGAUGGAACUGAACGCUUUGGAUAAACAAGAAGAAUUGACGCCUCUUGGAGUCCAUUUAGCACGGUUACCAGUUGAGCCACACAUUGGAAAAAUGAUUCUGUUUGGAGCUCUGUUCUGUUGCCUAGACCCAGUGCUCACCAUAGCUGCCAGUCUCAGCUUCAAAGAUCCCUUUGUCAUUCCAUUGGGAAAAGAAAAGAUCGCAGAUGCAAGAAGAAAAGAAUUGGCAAAGGAUACUAAAAGUGACCACUUGACUGUUGUGAAUGCAUUUGAGGGCUGGGAGGAAGCUAGACGACGUGGUUUCAGACAUGAAAAAGACUAUUGCUGGGAGUAUUUUCUGUCUUCAAACACUCUGCAGAUGCUGCAUAACAUGAAGGGGCAGUUUGCUGAGCACCUGCUGGGAGCUGGCUUUGUGAGCAGUCGAGAUCCCAAAGAUCCCGAGUCUAAUGUCAAUUCAGAUAAUGAGAAGAUAAUUAAGGCUGUCAUCUGUGCUGGUUUAUAUCCCAAAGUUGCUAAACUCCGACUAAAUUUGGGUAAAAAAAGAAAAAUGGUGAAGGUUUACACGAAAACCGAUGGACUAGUUGCUCUUCAUCCGAAGUCGGUCAACGUGGAGCAAACCGAGUUUCACUACAACUGGCUCAUCUACCACCUGAAGAUGCGCACGAGCAGCAUAUACUUGUAUGACUGCACGGAAGUUUCUCCAUACUGUCUCUUGUUCUUUGGAGGAGAUAUUUCCAUCCAGAAGGAUAAGGAUCAGGAAACCAUUGCUGUGGAUGAGUGGAUUGUCUUUCAGUCUCCAGCCAGAAUUGCCUAUCUCGUUAAGGAAUUAAGAAAGGAGCUAGACAUCCUUCUGCAAGAGAAGAUCGAAAGUCCCCGUCCUGUCGACUGGAAGGACACUGAAUCCAGGGACUGUGCCGUCCUCUCUGCCAUCACAGACUUGAUAAAAACACAGGAGGAAGCAGCCCCCAGGAGCUUCCCGCCACGACUCCAGGAUGGGUACUACAGCUGACGGUGUUCUGUGGUGGUCUCUAGAGCCUGUGUGACAGCCGUUUUCCAUCCUAGUGUAAUUUCGGCUGGAUGCCAAACACUGGGACAUGAGUAAUUUUCAUGUGUAAAGUAGAAACCUUCAGCAGGUAGUAAAGACUUAAUGUGCAUGAGUUAACAAUGUUAUUUGUAGCUAUUAUAAAUAUACCAUAAAAACAGUAUGUUCUUGGCUCAUAUAUUCUGCUGUGGUUGUGUCCACACUGGGAAUAUUCCUCUUAUAUAUAGUGAGUGUUGUACCACUUGAGAAAUUUUGUUCUAUUAUGAAAAAUUAAUUUUUCUGCCCAUAAUGACUGAGUAAAAAUAGAAUGGUAACCAAAAAGCAGUGUCAAGUAAGAAUUUCAACACAGCCACAUUUUUUUAAUGAAACUACUAUCAGAAGUAAAUUAAUUUGUUGUAAUAAAGUCCAAUAUUUAAUAAAAUGUACAGCGUGUAAAUCUCAGCUAACUUUUUCACUUGGUUUCUACCUCUCCAGCUAUCCCUUGGUUUAUUUGCUGUUUUUUAUCUUUUUAGAAUAUAUUCAUACCCCUUUUACAUUACCAUAUGCAGCAUAAUGUAGCGAUUGAGAGCAUGGGUCUAGAGGCUGACUCCCCAGAUUUCAGCUCUGUCACCUCCUACAAGUUUUGGGCAAGAUACUCGACCUCUCUCUGUUCUUUUAUCCUUACCUGUAAAAUACAGGUCACAGUUAUAUAGAUUAAAUAUGUUAAUAUAUCUAAGUGCAUAGACAAGUGUCUGGGAUGUAGAGUGUGCUCACUAUAUCUUAGUUAUUGUGUGUCCCUGAAAUAGUUUUUUUGAUAACAGUCCACUAAAUUACACUUUUUUCCAUGCUCUGAGUGCUGGUUCACCCUCAGCCAGUGGAAGCUCCUGUAACACAGUGUAUUUUCAGCCCCAUCAGGUUGUGGCGAAUCCUCCUGGUUGCUGUCCAGCAGCCCUUUGGCGCCUUCCAUCUUGCUUGCACAGCCUUGUGCCCAGGGAUGUUGGACGCUUUUCCCCAAGAGUGAACCGGAUUGUUCUAAGCCAGUUGUGCAUGAUCUUACCCCCUUUAUUAGCGGCUGAUGAGGCGUGAGUGUGUGAGCCUGUGCUGGCUAUUGGCAGCUGAGAUCUCCAGUGGGAUGUCGGAGGAAGGUUCCCUCGCUGGCAGAAGCUGAGAAGAGCAACUCCUGCGCCCCUUCUUUGGACAUGGUCGUGUCUGAAUCUGGCCCACAGAGCUGUUGCCACUGUCUUAGGAUCACAGGACUGCCUCCUGGGAACGUGGAACCCAGUCCGUGAUCGUGCCAGUGAGAUGCUGAAUUGUGCAGCUCUGGGACCGCUCUACUCCUGGUCCGGUUUUGAUUCAGUUAGGCCUUUGUUGUUCUAGCCAUCGUUAGUAGCGUCUUUUGUAUGAGUUGGCAGAAAGCAUGUUACCUGAAACAUACUGUCCAUCGUUGGUGUUGUCUGCCAAGGCCUCUCUCUACCGUGUAUUUUGUGAUCUAACGGUUUGACCCAUAUGUCUGACAAAAGAUGUAAAAAUGGUUAGUACUGGGCAGCCUGCAGAAAGAACACAGGAAGAACAUCCCACUGCACCCUAAAAACUACAGCUUUCAUCUUGCCUUCCAAUAAAGUGUGAAGAAGCCAAAGGAAAAGAGUAUUGGACAGUGCAUGGGACUUGCUGACAGUGCUGUGAGCAUCUGCUGACAGCCUGGCUUGGGCUCUGCUCCCAUUUCCGGGCAUGUGUGUCCAACUUGUUUUGAAGGUGCUGUGUCCCAAGCCCGUUCUCUUGGCUGGUCUCCCAAGUGAUCUGUUUCUCCCUGCAUUGUCAGCUUGAGUCACGUCACAAGAUUGCAGCCUGUUAGUUUUGCCCCUGAACUCAAGGGGACCAUGAGGUCCUAUUUGUUUUCUAAGACUGUUUACGUUUGUGCUUUUUUUCUUGCUUUUUCUAUCCAGUUUCAAUUCACUUACUUGGCCAAAAUGGUCCUGGCAGAACGCAUUUAAAAAAUCUGUAAAGACAGAUUACCAGUUAUUUUUUUCCAUGUUCAUAAACCGAUGUUGUAUCUCCAUAUAAAUGGGUGAAGUAUUCCUAAAGAAUUGUUGAAUAGAUGAGCUAUUCGGACAUUGAAGCAGUUAUUGUCACCCCCGAUUCAUGAUUCUCUACAGCUGAUCAGGAUGCAGAGUUUAAUCGAAGGUGCUAUUUACAUUCUGUUUCUUUUGUUUACAAAAACAGGUAUUACUGAGUGGAAGAUGUAUUCGAGGUCUGAGAACUAUUAUUUGGUGCUUUUUAAGAAUAAGACAUUAAGAGGAAAGUCUAUUUGCCUCACCAUUCUGAGUGAUACCAAGGAUAACUCUUGAAAAAAUAACCCUGAAACAGAAACUUAUGGAAGAAAAAAAGAAAUAAACGACUGAAUAAUCUUUAAAAAAUGUCUUUGAAAAGUGAGCCCAUGUGACACCUUCCUAAUUCAUUAACUUGGGCAAAAGCUCUAGAUAGAUUUACGCCAAUUAUUACAAGUGAUUUUCUCUUCUUACUGAACUAUAGAUAAGCUUUAGAAGUUUAUUUUAGUGCCCCUAGUCAAAGUCUGGUAAUUUUCCUUCCACUCACUUAGCUCUGUUUGUGUAUGUUUAUUUUUAAGUAAUUGUGAUCACAUGGUUUCAGUUUAACAUAGAAAAAAAAGCAUGUUACCAUUGCUACAUUUUGAUCUAUUUUCCUGCUUUUUAAGCUUUAAUGUAUUAUUUUAUAUAUAAUAAAGUUAGCCAAUUUAAGUGUAUAAUUCUGUGAAUCUUGUCAAAUGUAUUAAGUUGUGUAAUCGCUACCGACACAGUCUUGAUAGAGAACAUUCCUAUCACCUAAAAAUUUCCCUACUUCCCUUUGCAGUCAGUCCCCUGCCCCAUAUCUACCCAUUGGCAGCCACUGAUCUGCUUUUGGUCCCCAGUUUUGCUUUUUCUAGAAUUUCAAAUAAAUGAAAUCAUCUGCA
Equus caballus (horse) is the source of this 5985-nucleotide messenger RNA. It is a transcript of the gene DHX36, whose product is annotated as DEAH-box helicase 36. Gene Ontology annotation, cellular component: intracellular anatomical structure; cytoplasm. Gene Ontology annotation, molecular function: RNA helicase activity; G-quadruplex DNA binding; ATP binding. The record is from RefSeq and is a predicted model, not a curated record. Lineage: Eukaryota; Metazoa; Chordata; Mammalia; Perissodactyla; Equidae.